AUGUUCUCUUCGAUCGACGCGCUUCUGUGUCCGGUGCCUAGUGGGAAAGCCGUGACGAGGUCAGUUCCGCCGGAGGCACAGAAGCACCUGGAUGAGGUCCUCCCGUCAAACUUCUCGACAUCCUCAUUCGAACGCUGCUGCAACCACUCCGAUGCCUGUUUUGGUAUUUAUUUUUUCUGUUUUCUUCACUUUUUUAAUAAUUACUGAGGUACUGAGCUCAAACAGUCUGUGAGAAAUACCUGAAAGGAUUUUUUUUUUUGGUAAGCUGGAUCGGGCGGCAGAUACAGAUUCGAAAAAAAUUUUUAAAUCUUCCCGGGACCUCCUUGUAACGUGUUCCUAUACAUCUUCUCCUUCUAACACGCCCCUUUAGUUCUUUUCCUCUAACAAGGAGGGUCAUUUUACUUUGAUCAGAACACUCCUUGAAGUACCAAAAAAGGAUUCUGAGAAUCUAAACCUGCACAACUUCUUUGUGAAAGAAAAGCUUCGAAAUUCGUCAAAAAGGCCAUUUCCGAGGCUUUGAGCCCAUAUUUCUUGAAAACUAGGAACUUUGCAUUUUAGGUUUUCAGGCCCUUGAUUUGGCACCUCAAGAGAUGUUUUGACAAAUUUUCAGAAAAUUCAAAGUAAAAUGACCUUCCUUGUAGAGUGAAGUAAAAACUUGAUUCACUUAUGAUUUGAAUCCUGCUCGUCGAAUCGUGUCAGUAAUACAUAGACAAAGUUAGAAGAAGACUUGAGAUUCCCACAAAAAAGUGGAAAAUUUCACUAAAAUUUGAAUUGAUUUUAUCUAGGUCCAGUUGCUUUAGGUAUUCUUGAAGAGUUCGAAAAAAGCUUUGUAUUCUAAUGUAUUCCAGAAGACAAAAGCAAGAAGAUCGAAGCCGGUGAGACGACGAUGUGCUGCUCGACGCCAGCCCUCGGCUAUCCCCUACUGCACCCAGCGAUACCACUCAUCUACGACCACCUGGCGAUGUCGUGCAACGCCUUGACACCACCCACGUGGCUUCUAGAAGCAGCGGCGGUGAACGCCUGGCAGUCCUGGGGAAAGAUGCGACGACCGCGCACCGCCUUCAGCAGCGAACAGCUCGUCCAGCUCGAACGCCACUUUGCUGACAACCGCUACCUCAGCCGUCCGCGUCGCUACCAGCUCGCCCAGCAGUUGUCGCUUUCCGAGACCCAGGUUUGAGUUCUAACAAACCUUACGGACAAUAUUUUUAUUAUUUUUUUUCCGACUUCUCUCUCAGUCUUUUUUCAAGCUUUUCCAGCCACUUAGAGAAAAUAAGAAACUUCAAAUUCAUCUUGCAGGUGAAGAUCUGGUUUCAAAAUCGAAGAAUGAAAAACAAACGCUGUGGUCCGUCAGCUACUCCGACUGCUUGCUAA
Molecule: messenger RNA, 1371 nt
Organism: Caenorhabditis auriculariae
Lineage: Eukaryota; Metazoa; Nematoda; Chromadorea; Rhabditida; Rhabditidae
Source: the annotation of a GenBank genome assembly